UCUAAUCUCUAUCUACAACGCCACGGAACUCGACUUCCAAAAUCUCUACUCUGAAUCUACUAUCACUGUCUCAAGGUUAGGCAAAUCUCGGAGUGAUUUUGUUUUGUUUUGGCCGUGUAGAAUAAAGUUGAAUGCUUUUAGCAUCUGUUUUGCAAUUAUACUCCAAUGAGGUGUUUGCAUAACCCUACAAAGAUUCUACCUUUGCUGCCUAUCACCAUUAUCAAACAUACUAAAAGUUUCCAUCUUGACAAUGGCUACCACUCUCAAUGAGCCUCAGCGAGCUUCUUACCAAGUUGUCGUCGCCGCAACCAAGGAAAUGGGCAUCGGCAAAGACGGGAAACUCCCCUGGACUCUCCCUACCGAUCUCAAGUUCUUCAAAGACUUAACGCUAACCACUUCUGACUCCACCACCAAGAAGAACGCUGUUGUAAUGGGUAGGAGAACCUGGGAGUCCAUUCCCGCAAAGUAUAAGCCUCUCUCUGGUCGCCUCAACGUCGUCUUAACUCGCUCAAGCGGGUUCGAGAUAGCCAACGCAGAGAACGUUGUAACGUGCAGAAGCCUAGACUCUGCGCUAGAGUUGUUAGCUGGACCUCCCUAUAGUCUCUCUAUCGAAAAGGUGUUUGUGAUAGGAGGUGGCGAGGUCUUGAGGGAUUCGUUGAACGGAUCUAGAUGUGAAGCCAUCCACUUAACUGAGAUUGAUACGUGUAUUGAAUGUGAUACGUUUGUUCCCGCGGUUGACGCUUCUGCGUAUCAGCCUUGGUGUUCGUCUUUGCCAAUGUGUGAGAAUGGAGUUCGAUUUUGCUUCACCACUUAUGUUCGUGUGAAGAGUGAUGACUCAAAGGAGGCACUUCAAGUUGAUUGGAAGAAGUUUUCUUCUCUUCUUCCUAAGAAGGUUUUUGAACGGCACGAGGAGUUUCUAUACUUGAAUCUUGUUGAUGAGAUCAUCUCUAGUGGGAACUUGAAGAACGAUAGGACAGGGACUGGUACAUUAUCUAAGUUCGGUUGCCAGAUGACGUUCAAUUUGCGGAGGAGUUUUCCACUUCUGACGACAAAGAGAGUUUUCUGGAGAGGUGUUGUUGAGGAACUUUUAUGGUUCAUAAGCGGUUCAACUAAUGCAAAGCUACUUCAAGAAAAGGGUAUCCAUAUCUGGGAUGGGAAUGCGUCAAGAGAGUAUCUUGAUGGUAUUGGACUAACUGAGAGAGAGGAAGGUGACCUUGGACCCGUUUAUGGAUUUCAAUGGAGACACUUUGGUGCUAAGUACACGGAUAUGCAUGCUGAUUACACUGGCCAAGGAUUUGAUCAGCUCUUAGAUGUAGUUAACAAGAUCAAGAACAAUCCUGAUGAUCGCCGGAUAAUAAUGUCAGCUUGGAAUCCUUCUGACCUUAAGCUGAUGGCACUUCCUCCUUGCCACAUGUUUGCACAGUUUUACGUUGCAAACGGAGAGCUCUCGUGUCAAAUGUAUCAGCGCUCAGCAGAUAUGGGUCUUGGUGUACCGUUUAACAUUGCCUCAUACUCACUUCUUACAUGCAUCCUAGCUCAUGUCUGUUAUCUUGUUCCUGGUGAUUUUAUCCAUGUGAUUGGAGAUGCUCAUGUUUACAAGAACCAUGUUAGGCCUCUACAAGAGCAACUUGAGAACCCACCAAAACCUUUUCCUGUUUUGAAGAUAAAUCCAGAGAAGAAACAUAUAGAUUCUUUUGUGGCAGCUGAUUUCGAGCUCAUUGGCUAUGAUCCUCACAAGAAAAUAGAUAUGAAAGUGGCGGUUUAGCUUGAAAAAACAGAGUUCUUCUGAAUAUUCUAGUUAAAACUUGAAUCAUUUUUGUUGGGUGAUGAUGUAGAACAUUUGGAUGAUAAGAUGUUAAAGAUGGAAUUGAUAUGUAUCCAGGCCUAAUCACAAAGUCAAUUAUUGAUAAGCAGUUGGUUUA
Brassica napus (rape) is the source of this 1922-nucleotide messenger RNA. RefSeq names its product bifunctional dihydrofolate reductase-thymidylate synthase 2-like. Bases 251 to 1765 code for a protein of 504 amino acids. The record is from RefSeq and is a predicted model, not a curated record. Lineage: Eukaryota; Viridiplantae; Streptophyta; Magnoliopsida; Brassicales; Brassicaceae. Gene Ontology annotation, cellular component: mitochondrion; cytosol. Gene Ontology annotation, molecular function: dihydrofolate reductase activity; thymidylate synthase activity. Gene Ontology annotation, biological process: one-carbon metabolic process; tetrahydrofolate biosynthetic process; dTMP biosynthetic process. The transcript is spliced from 9 exons.